Sorex fumeus (smoky shrew) is the source of this 1408-nucleotide messenger RNA. It is a transcript of the gene PPIL1, whose product is annotated as peptidylprolyl isomerase like 1. Gene Ontology annotation, cellular component: catalytic step 2 spliceosome. The transcript has 4 exons. The record is from RefSeq and is a predicted model, not a curated record. Gene Ontology annotation, biological process: protein peptidyl-prolyl isomerization; protein folding. Gene Ontology annotation, molecular function: peptidyl-prolyl cis-trans isomerase activity. The coding region runs from base 39 to 539 and encodes 166 amino acids. Lineage: Eukaryota; Metazoa; Chordata; Mammalia; Eulipotyphla; Soricidae.
GUGGCGCUCGCGGCGAGACGCGGCUCCUCGGCUGCGCGAUGGCGGCGAUUCCCCCCGACUCCUGGCAGCCGCCCAACGUGUACCUGGAGACCAGCAUGGGGAUCAUUGUGCUGGAGCUGUACUGGAAACAUGCACCGAAGACCUGCAAGAACUUCGCAGAGUUGGCUCGUCGGGGUUACUACAACGGCACCAAAUUCCACCGAAUCAUCAAAGACUUCAUGAUUCAAGGAGGUGACCCCACAGGGACAGGUCGAGGCGGUGCAUCCAUCUACGGUAAGCAGUUUGAAGACGAGCUUCAUCCGGAUUUGAAAUUCACCGGAGCCGGAAUCCUCGCCAUGGCCAACGCAGGACCCGACACCAACGGCAGCCAGUUCUUCGUGACCCUGGCUCCCACCCAGUGGCUUGAUGGCAAACACACCAUCUUUGGCCGCGUGUGCCAAGGCAUAGGAAUGGUGAAUCGAGUGGGAAUGGUGGAAACAAACUCGCAGGACCGCCCAGUGGACGAUGUCAAGAUCAUUAAGGCGUACCCUUCCGGGUAGAUUUGCUGCCCCCCGGUCCCUGACCCGAGGUGGCCCCAGCAAAUCAGCUUCCAGAUGACUGAGAAUCUGCACAACUCAGAACUUCAUUUUGGCCUCACAGUCAUGGUGCUAAGGAGCCCGGGGGUCUCGGUGAGUUAGGGACAGAAGUGUGUUUCAACGUGAUGCCUCUUCUCUUGCCCCGUGUUCAGCGUGAUUUCCCCGUGCCCCGCAGAAGUGCUCACACGUGAACAUUCACAGCUGACUGCUCCUGGCCAGCGGCCCUCCCUGCUCCUGUGCACGUCUGCUCUGGCACCUGUGGACCGCGACAAAGCAGGCUGUGCUUCCAGAGUCCCCAACCAAACUUUCUGCAGGGAUUCAUAUUCUGGCCUACACUGCAGCCAUUGAUAGCCGACAGCCUCAGAAUUCCAACCCAAGUAGUGUCUGUCAGCCUUCCCAACGCUGGCACGCCCUGCUUCGGUCUCCCUCGUUCAUUCUUCCAGGGAAUGUACGCCUCUCUCUCCAAACCAGAGCAUCCGCACUGCUGUUUCUGACACUUAGACAGCCCACGCAAAGCCAUGUUGAAUUUUUGCCAAAUGAGAACUGCAUCCAACAAUCAAAUUUCUGGGAAGGUGUCAAGUGGGGAAUGAUAAUGUGUAAUAAUCGAGAAGCGAAUUUAUUAAAAGGAAACAGAAGCAUUGGCCAUUUUUUUCCCUCGGGAAGGAGUAGAAAUCUGUAGUGAGCAUAAAGACAGACUGAAUUUUCCUUAAAAAGGGGUAUUUUCUUAAAGGAGAAACACCACUUUGAAAAGAAAAAAUAAAUUUUUUUUUUUUUUUACAUAGACAUUAGAGAAACCACAUAGGAGAUUUUAUAUGUUAAGUUAGCUUUGGGGU